UCGACUCGGGAGGAUUGUAAUCAAUUCAACCGCCCAUAAAACCUUCAACACACCGCUUGACUUUUAGAAUCUCAACCUAUUUCCCUUACUUUCGAUCUCUACAUCAUCAUCCAACAGCACCGAUUCCUGGUCCGAUCCAGAAACUCUCAACAUGUCGACGUUAGAGGAUCUCGAUGACAUGGAGCGCGAUGAGAAGGAGCAGAGAAAGGAGGGCGAUGACAAGGACAAGAAACCGGCGUCCAACGGCGAUGCUAAAGAUGCUGAGAUGAAGGAUGCAGACUCGAAAAAGGAUGAGGAAGAACAAUACAUUGAUGACGAGAUUCUGCAGUCAAGUACCAGAGACAUCAUCAACCGGCGGCGACUACUCGAAAACGAAAUGAAGAUCCUCAAGAGCGAGUUCCAGCGGUUAAAGCACGAGGAGAGCACGAUGAAGGAGAAGAUCAAGGACAAUUUGGACAAGAUCGAGCAAAAUCGGCAAUUACCAUACCUCGUGGGCAACGUUGUCGAACUCCUUGACCUCGACGUCGAAGCUGAAGCAGCUGAAGAAGGCGCCAACAUUGACCUCGACGCCACGCGAGUGGGUAAAUCGGCAGUGAUCAAGACAAGCACUCGUCAGACCAUCUUCUUGCCUCUGAUCGGCCUGGUUGACCACAACAAACUGAAACCCGGCGAUCUUAUUGGAGUCAACAAGGAUUCCUACCUCGUCCUGGAUACCCUGCCCGCUGAAUACGAUUCCAGAGUGAAGGCGAUGGAGGUUGAUGAGAAACCGACGGAGAAGUACACUGAUGUUGGUGGUCUGGAUAAACAGAUCGAAGAGCUCGUGGAAGCGGUGGUCUGGCCGAUGAAAGAGGCGGAGCGGUUCAAGAAGCUCGGCAUCAAAGCGCCAAAGGGUGCACUGAUGUAUGGGCCUCCUGGCACGGGUAAGACUCUUCUCGCUCGAGCCUGCGCCGCCCAAACAAAUGCGACCUUCCUGAAGCUCGCGGGCCCCCAACUUGUGCAGAUGUUCAUAGGUGAUGGUGCCAAGUUGGUCCGCGACUGCUUCGCCCUCGCAAAGGAGAAGGCUCCGUCGAUCAUCUUCAUCGACGAACUCGACGCCGUUGGUACCAAACGUUUCGACUCGGAAAAGAGCGGUGACCGGGAAGUACAGCGGACGAUGUUGGAACUGCUCAACCAGCUUGACGGUUUUGCUUCAGACGAAAGAAUCAAGGUCCUUGCCGCCACGAAUCGAGUCGAUGUUCUGGACCCUGCCUUGCUUCGUUCUGGUCGAUUGGAUAGGAAGAUCGAGUUCCCCUUGCCAAACGAGGAAUCCCGAGCGCAGAUUCUGCGGAUCCAUUCACGCAAAAUGACCAUCGACGAGGGCAACAUCAACUUUGAUGAAUUGGCGCGGUCAACGGAUGAAUUUGGGGGUGCGCAGCUCAAGGCCGUCUGUGUCGAAGCAGGCAUGAUUGCGCUUCGCAAGGGACAAUCAAAAGUAAAUCACGAGGCAUAUGUGGAAGCCAUUGCGGAGGUGCAAGCAAAGAAGAAAGACACGGUUAAUUUCUACGCAUAAUCCAACCAGGCACUUUUCCAAUCGGCCUUUCCCAGAAUUCAUGGCAGAACAUGGCAUGUACAAUACUCAAGCAAGGAGAAUGUCCUCAGAUAGAUGAUUGCCGUUCCCUGGCAGUCCAACUAUAACCCAUUGGACGGGGCUUUGCGUUGCCGUUCUUCAGAUUUGUCCCGUCGUGGCCAAACCUGUCCCGCUAUUCAGCCCUCUGGCUGUAUGUAGUCGACUACACUUGACUCUCCUGCAGCACAGUUAUAUCGGAAGCGCCCCAAUAAGAACUACGACGACGACGAACCUGGCAUUGAAACUCUGUAGUCUGAUGUUUUGAGUUCUUAUUGGCCGGGACCGAGAUGGCUUCCCAGUUUCUUGUGCCGAAUUCAUGGUCCAACAUCCAACUUUCGUAUCCGUUCGCCACGGCCAUGGUUAUAUUUGCUGCCUUUCCAUAGAUAGAUGUUUCCUUAUCUACGCGCCUUGGUAUCUAUUUGACCCUAUACCAAUUAGCAACCGCGGUUUUCUGGUGAACCCCUAUCGGGGAGGUUUUUUCCUUUGAUGGCAUAGACAAAC
This is a messenger RNA of Cladophialophora immunda, 2107 nucleotides long. Its product is annotated as 26S protease regulatory subunit 6A. Gene Ontology annotation, biological process: proteasome-mediated ubiquitin-dependent protein catabolic process. NCBI's taxonomy places the organism in Eukaryota, Fungi, Ascomycota, Eurotiomycetes, Chaetothyriales, Herpotrichiellaceae. The transcript has 4 exons. The coding region runs from base 152 to 1549 and encodes 465 amino acids. Gene Ontology annotation, molecular function: ATP hydrolysis activity; proteasome-activating activity; ATP binding. Gene Ontology annotation, cellular component: proteasome regulatory particle, base subcomplex. The record is from RefSeq and is a predicted model, not a curated record.